AUGAAGUUUCUAACGCCGGCUCUGGCGCUUUUCGCGGCUGCGAAUGCAGCAUUCGACCAACCUCUUGGCCCAACCCUCAAUGCUACAGGCCCCGUGGCCAAUUCUACCUAUGACUAUGUGGUCGUUGGCUCAGGCCCUGGCGGCGCGCCUCUUGCCGCUCGUCUAGCCAUGGAAGGCUACAGCGUUCUUCUUGUCGAAGCAGGAGAAGAUAGAGGACAAGAUCCAGCGGUCCAAGUGCCAGCUUUACACGUCCUGGCGUCUCAGCACGAGCCGAUCGCCUGGGACUACUUUGUUAACCACUACUCUGAUCCCGAACAGGCCAAGAGGGAUAGCAAGAUGUCUUACCGAAAGCCAGAUGGGGAAGUUUAUGUUGGCCUUAACCCUCCUGCAGGAUCUGAGCCUUUGGGUAUCCUAUACCCGCGUGUGGGAGCUCUUGGCGGCUGCUCUCAGCACAACGCUCUUGUAACGAUACUGCCCCAAGAUAGCGAUUGGAACAACAUUGCGGCCAUGACCGGCGACAGCUCAUGGGAGGCCUCCAAGAUGAGGGAGUAUUACAAAAAGCUUGAAAAGUGCCAUUAUCUCCCUGGUGGUCUCGAUAGCAGCGUACACGGAUACGAUGGAUGGCUGGAGACGCAGACCACCCCUGCCGUUCUGAUUGUACAAGACCCGAAGGUGCUUUCUCUUGUUCUCGCUGCUGCUACCACCAUGGGAAAGUCCCUUCUAGGCAAGGUUGUCAGCACUGUUACCGGACUUCUUGAAAUCCUUGCUCUCGAUGUCAACAACGAUUCGCCUAGCCGUGAUGCUGGCGAAGACAUCUAUCAAAUCCCGCUUUCCAUGAAGGACCCUUCCUUCACGCGCUCGUCCCCUCGAGACUUUAUCUUUGAUGUCGCAACGGCCACAAACGACGAUGGGUCCAGGAAGUACAAGUUGGACGUGGCACUGAAUACUCUUGUGACCAAGAUCAAUUUUGACGAGACAGGAGCUAAGCCCAAGGCAACUGGCGUUGAAUACCUAGUCGGAAAGAGCCUCUACCGAGCCGAUCCCCGUGCCACCAAGGAAGACGGCGGUAUUCCCGGUCGUGUGUUUGCCAGCAGAGAAGUAAUCGUCUCUGCUGGUGCGUUCAAUACUCCUCAACUCCUCAAGCUAAGUGGUAUUGGUCCAGCCUCAGAGCUUCAAUCUUUCGACAUUCCAGUGGUCAAAGACCUUCCCGGUGUUGGUGGCAAUAUGCAAGAUCGUUACGAGGUCGGCAUCGUGGGUAAGGCACCAACCGACUUCACCUUGCUUAAGAAGUGCACCUUCUUGGACAUGAAUGGCACCCAUGAUGGGCAGGAUCCGUGCUUUGAUCAAUGGCAGGACGGCAUCGGUGGUCUCAAGGGUGGCUACACAACCAAUGGUAUCGCAUUCGGCUACUUUAAGCACUCCUCAGUAGCAGAGAACGGCAACCCGGACCUCUUCCUUGGCGGCGUGCCAGCGUACUUCUCCGGCUACUUCCCCAACUAUGCAGAGCAUGCGCUGGCUGACCUGAGCGUCUGGACGUGGCUGACACUCAAGGGCCACAGUCGUAACAACGCCGGUGUUGUCAAUCUCACAAGCGCCAACCCACGAGACACCCCCAAUAUCACCUUUCACAGUCUAUUUGAGGGUGUCGGUGGCGAAGAGGACCUCCAAGCCGUAUAUGAGGGUAUGAAGUAUGGUAUUGAGGCCUUUGAGAAUUUGAUUCCGCUCGACGGUGCCUUUGAGCGUAUCUGGCCUCCCAAGGAAAUCUCCUCCGAGGCUGACCUUAAGCGCUUUGCCCAGGACGAAGCCUGGGGUCAUCAUGCCAGCUGUACCUGUCCAAUUGGAGCAGAUGAUGACGAUCUCGCUGUUCUUGACUCUAACUUCAAGGUGCGCGGAGUUGAUGGACUGAGAGUCGUAGAUGCCUCUAUUUUCAACAAGAUUCCCGGGUUCUACAUCAUGUUGUCUAUCUUGAUGGCAAGCGAGAAAGCGGCAGACGUAAUUAUCGCAGAGGCACAGAAUGCGUAA
Colletotrichum truncatum is the source of this 2022-nucleotide messenger RNA. Its product is annotated as GMC oxidoreductase. Gene Ontology annotation, molecular function: oxidoreductase activity, acting on CH-OH group of donors; flavin adenine dinucleotide binding. The record is from RefSeq and is a predicted model, not a curated record. Lineage: Eukaryota; Fungi; Ascomycota; Sordariomycetes; Glomerellales; Glomerellaceae.